Molecule: messenger RNA, 12355 nt
Organism: Pomacea canaliculata
Lineage: Eukaryota; Metazoa; Mollusca; Gastropoda; Architaenioglossa; Ampullariidae
Product: multiple epidermal growth factor-like domains protein 8
Molecular function (GO): protein binding; calcium ion binding
Source: RefSeq, a predicted model, not a curated record
UGACCCGAUCAUGCCUGCAGCGAAACGAGACAGACCUAACAUGUUUUGCCAAUGAAAGUGGUGAUAGUGCUUUUGGGGAUGUGGUAGAAGAAUACUACAUAACGUCUGCUUCUGAGUGUCCAAGUUGUAGCAACCAUGUGGAGUGUUAUUCCAUGUGCAUCAGACCUACUCUGUGAGUGGGUAGCUAAAAAUGGGCAUUGCACAAGGAGAUAUCGUCACAAAGAUGGCAUCUGGAAUGCCAGCAACUGCAGACCACCUUGUCAUCAUCGCAGAGAUUGUGCAGAAUGCAUUGCUGAAACUGGGGAGUGCGCCUGGUGUGAGAACACACACACAUGCCUGCCGUUUUCAGACUAUGUCACCCGCUACAUCUAUGGGCAGUGCACCAGCUGGGUUGACACUAUUACAGUAGGUGGUGGAUGCCACAAUUGUUCCAUGCACACAGACUGUCGGUCCUGUCUGGCAGCGUUUAGCUGUGGUUGGUGUGGGAAUGACAUCAACCCCAACAUAGGUGUCUGCGCGGAUGGAGACUUUGUGGGUCCAGUAAACAAUCAGUCUUGCUCAGCAAUGAUAGCUGAAGCAAAGAAAAUUUCCCCUGAAGAUUCAGCAUCCUGGUCCUAUGAUCACUGCCCUGAUGUAGAAGAGUGUCGUCUUGGUCUUCAUAACUGUCACCCAAAUGCCACAUGUUAUAACACCUUUGAAGGAUACGAAUGUGAAUGCAACAGAGGGUUUAGCGGCAAUGGAAGGGAUUACUGUGAUAAGAUAUGUUACCAUGACUGCCGCCAUGGUCAUUGUUCUGGCGCCCAUGACUAUGUCUGCAUAUGCAACCUUGGCUGGACCAACGCUUCCUGUGAUGUUAACUGUGGCUGCAACAAUCACAGUUUUUGCUCCAAAGGUGUUGGCCACUGCGAUGAAUGCCAGAACCGGACGAUGGGGCUCCACUGUGAGCGGUGCAAGCCAGGCUCGUAUGGUCGUCCUGAAGAUCCCGAAGGCUGUCGGCUCUGUGACUGCAAUGGUCAUGGUGACCAGGUCAGAGGAGAAUGCCACAACAUGACAGGGGAGUGCUUUUGUACACACAAUACUCAAGGAUUACACUGUGACACCUGUCUAGCUGGUUACUAUGGCAAUCCCAGGAAUGGAGGCAAGUGUUACUUACGGUGUGAUCACCGCACCAUCCUUACCAACAUCUCUUCCGGUGGCCUGGGGUCAUAUCGUGGUACAGGGGUGGAAGACCCAUCUCAUGCUUACUGUAUAUGGAUCCUUACCGUCUUUCCCGUCCCAGUCAGUUCCACAGCUUCAAACUACCUCAUCUCAUUUACAGUCGAGGACGACAUGGCCAUCGAGUGUGGACAUAAUACCAUAUAUGUAUAUGAUGGAAUCCCUGGCUUCAUAAAUGGGACUGAGCAUGACUCAGCAAAGCACCUUGCCUCAAUCUGUGGAAUUGACCCUGGGCGAAAUAUCACAGUGUAUGCCUACUCUGGGAUCAUAACCAUCUACUUUGAAGGAGACCUCCAUUCACACCUGAAUCGUGGUUUUAAUGCCACCUACAAAGCAGUUGAGUGUAAAGGUGGAUGUCGCAGUGGUCUCGAUCAAGUCCAGUGCAUGAACAGGCAAUGUGCCUGCCCACUGGGAUUCUUUGGGCCCAAUUGUAACACAGAGAUGUGUCCCAAGAACUGCUCUGCUCACAGUGGACAUGGCCGAUGCGACAUGAUCCAUGGUAUGUGCCGCUGUGAGCCUGGUUUUGCCGGCCCUGCUUGUGACAGCAUCCUUGGCAGCAACCUUCCACACCUAGAAAUACUGGUAGACAGCAGUCGCCUGCACCACAAAGCAUCAGCACCCGUUGGGCGGGUUGGGCACAGCAUGGUGUCAUGUGGAAACAGCCGCCUGUAUGUUUUUGGUGGCUACCACCUAGAGAAGGGCCUUCUGGAUGACAUGUGGCUUUACAAUACAGUUACAGGCAACUGGACACAGCUUCACCAUCCAACCAAGGCUCACCCUCGAGGAAGAUAUCAUCAUGCCGCUGCCUGUGUACCGUUUAGAAAAGAGAUUUACAUCUAUGGAGGUUUCGUCACAUCAGAAAGAAAUGGUGGACCUUCUCAACCUACUAAUGAGCUCUGGAAAUUCAACAUUGAGUCACAUGUGUGGGCACUAGAGCAGUCACCUCCCUGGAUGCCUUCACUAGUUGGUCACACUCUGACAUAUGUUGGAGACAACAAGCUAGUACUGAUUGGAGGAUUUUCAUCACGUGUCUACUUCUCAAAUAAAGUGUAUGAAUAUGACACCAAUGGGGGUCUGCUGGCAUGGCGGGAGUACCCCCCUGAGAAGAUGGAAGGAGCAAUCCCAAUAGGUCUGUAUGGCCACAGCGCUGUCUUUCAUGAAAAGUCAGGGACCAUCUACUUAUAUGGAGGCUACCUCUUCCAGUCAGACAGCUGGACCAUUUCCAAAGAACUGUACUCUUAUGAUAUCUCUGAGCGUGAAUGGAAUUUGCUUCAUCCUCAUGAAAUGAGCGAGUGGGAGGACCGAGCAUUCCACACAGCAGUUGGCAAAGAAGAUGGGAUGGUUGUGAUUGGUGGUCUCAAUGGUCAGGGUACCUAUGGCAUCAGUCUACUGGUCUAUCGCUACCGCUGCAAUAUGUUUCACCGCGUGCAGGUUGCAGAGUUUGAAGAGGCUCAGCAGACAGCAGCUGUGACUGGAGUCAGAGCUGUGGUAGACGGUGGACACAUCUACAUGUUUGGGGGCUUUGUGGGACACUCCUUGGGUACUCUGUCCAGGCUGACGCUGCCAGAUGACUUGUGUGCAAUCUUUACAGAGGAAUCUACAUGCAACAACAUCUCGGGUUGUCAGGCGUGCUUACGAAUGGCAUUUGACAAGUAUGGAAGCAACACGACAAAGGCAGUGUGUUACUCCGUCAGUAGACAGAGGCCCCCAGACUGUGAGCCAUCACCUGUCAGCCGAGAGAAUAAACAGUGUGAUACUUCUUGGCACAAACGUCGGCAUUGUAGUCGAUACUUGAGUUGCACCAAGUGUCUGUCCAGAUACCCUCAGUUCAAGACUGUUGAACAGACAUGCCGGUGGUGCUCCAACUGCCCAACAGGCCGGUGCAUUCCUGUCGACCAGAACUGCCCUCAGGAUCUAGACUGCAGCAGUUUUACAGACCGCAAGUUCCAGCAUGUUGGAGAAUGCUAUGAAUUCAUGUGUCCAGCUGCAGACUGCGAGACUUGUUCACACCUGAGCAAGCCCUGCCUUUGGACUCGCCAUUUUAAGCGCUCUGGUGAUUUGACACGGUACUUUAGCAAAACUCCCAUGUAUGACUGGACUUGUGUCACAAGUAAUAUGCACCCUUCCACGAACAGCUUGUUUGAGAGCUACCCUCCAGGCAAAUGCCCGCCUCGCUGUUAUCAGCACACCAACUGUUAUGACUGUCUCCAGUCUCAAGGAAUUGAAGGAGGGUCCCAGAUGUGUGUUUGGAGUGAAUCUCUUCAGGAGUGCAUGCCCCCAGCCUACCUCCCCUUGAGGUGUUCGUUUGGAGAAUGUGGUUACAUUCGAUCUGGAGGAAAGCGUGGAACUUGCCCAGAGCCCUGUCACAAUAAAACACAGUGUGCUCACUGCAUCACGACCCCCAACUGUGGAUGGUGUGCUUUUGGCGUUAUGAAUGGGCAAGGACUGUGCAUGCGGGGUGGACUGAAGGGACCCAUCGUGGGAAUCUGUGUGGAUGGCAACAUCAGCAGCGACCAGAAGUAUAUUGCCUCAGCAGUGGAGUCCCCAGCAGAGAGUCGCAAUUAUUUCGAGUCUGUGCGACCCUCGUGGGCCUUCAGUACUUGCCCAACGGAGAAUGAGUGUGAGAAUGGACACGACACGUGUGACCGCAAGACGCAGGACUGUUACGAUACUUUCACCUCCUUCCGAUGCGAGUGCAAACGAGGCUACAUAAAGAACGCUGGUGGCAGAUGUGAACCAGUGUGCCAUCAAGGCUGUGUACACGGCUCCUGUGUUCAACCAGACGUGUGCCAGUGCCACUUUGGCUGGGUGGGGGAUAACUGCUCAGUUGAGUGUCAGUGCAAUAAACACAGCAACUGUCGUAGUGUCACUGAGACCACUGACUGUGUCAAGUGUGAGAACAACACUAUGGGGAACCAGUGUCAGGAUUGCAAGCCUAAUUUUGUGGGAGAUCCACAGAGUGGCGAGCCCUGUAUUCCUUGCCGGCAGUUCUGUAACAACCAUACAGAUAUUUGUGUCAGCAAAGAUGUCCAUGAUGUGUCAAAGCUUAUUUCAAAUGACAGAAUGAAUCCUCGACAUAUGGUACCCUGGGAGGAGUACUACAGGGGAGAUAAACCUAAGCGGGGACCAUACAAGGAGGAAGCCAUAUGCGUCAAGUGCGAGCACAACACAGAAGGCGAGCAGUGUGAAAAGUGCACAGAUGGUCACUUCCGUAAACAGGGCGAGCCCAAGACUCAGCGUUGUCUGCCGUGCCAGUGCAAUGGACAUAGCAACACAUGCAACAAAGACACCGGUGAGAACUGUGUUUGCCAGAACAACACCGAGACAAACUGUGAACCCAAGGAGGGACUGGAGUGCUGGCAGCUGCAGUGCUCGCAGUGUAAGGAAUAUUUCCUGGGCACGCCAACCAAGGGCCAUCAGUGUUACAGACAGAUGCAGGUGGACCUGGAGUACUGCCUUGACCCCGUGUCACAGACAGAUUGUCUACACAACCCCGGUGCUUUGCUUCCAGGCCGUACAGUCUUUUAUGCUGUACAACCCAAGUACCUCAAUGUUGACAUACGCAUCACUAUUGAUGUUACAGAAGGAGGGUCUGAUGUGUUCUUUUCCAAUCGCGAGGACAUGUUCCAAGUGGUAGUGGACAGUUCAACGGGCAUUCACUAUGUCAAAGUGGAUCCCCAGUUCAGCAACAUUGACAUUGACAGCUUGCCUCCAGUCAGUGCCAACCAGCGCCACCGCCGCAGCGCUACGGUCACUGCCAAUGGCUACAACUUUCAGCACAUAACGGCCAGCAGCCUCAACACCUACAUCACCAUCAGUGAAGUGAACACAAUCCUGGUUGUGAGGAAUGUACAGUUUCGGCUGGUAAUCACCCUGCCGGAGCAAGACCACAACCUGCGUGUGUCACGCUUUUACAUCAUCAUCCAGAGUCGAGGGGACUAUGAGAGGCAGCAGGAUAAAACCUUCGGGAUCUUGUACUUCCGACAGGACCAGCCUCACAUUGACUUGUUUGUGUUCUUCUCGGUCUUCUUUUCGUGCUUCUUCCUCUUCCUGGCCCUGUGUGUCAUGCUGUGGAAGAUGAAGCAAGCCUUCGACGCCCGAAGAUCACGCCAACUUCGAGAGCGGGAGAUGGAGUGCAUGGCUUCACGACCCUUUGCCAAAGUGUUGGUGCUGAUUGAACCUGAGGAUGGGUGUGGUGGUGGCGGCGAUGACAGUGGGGGAGUGGAAGUCAUAGGAACUGGUUUUACUGGCGGAGGGGGAGGGCUGAAUCUGAGCUUGAUGGGCACAGGGGGCGGACCCAUAUUCAUGCCGACAUUCCACAGUCGGCGAGGACGUCUGUCGCGCCCAGCCUUGAGGCUGUACCAUCCCAUGGAACUGUCCCCAACACACGUCUUGCCGCUGCGCACACAGCAUUUGAGUGUGGUGCCCAUCGCUGUGGAGCCCACAGAUGAUGGAGUGGCAGCAGUUGGCACGGUGCUGUUUCAGCUGCCCGGUGCUUCACAGGCACCGUGCCAGCUGUGCAUGGGCUCCACUCUCACGAUGCGCAUAUCCCAACCACAGACAGCUCAUAAGCCUCAGCAGCGUCGCCAGGCAAAUGCUUCUGCUUGUUGACCUGUCAUUCAUGUAGCUAAAAGUGUAGUCCACAUUUUUCGUAAUUAGGAGGAGAAAAAGCCCACUUUGUUGAUUCCUGAAAGCUAGGAGACAGCCAGAAUGGGGUUCCCUUGAUGUGGUGCAGAGGUCUGACACUUUUUUAAGGGGUACUUAACAGAGGAUGCUUUUGGUGAAUACACUAUUUUGGGUCAGUGCUGACACUUGGUGAUCAUUGCAAAAUUUGUGUGUAACUGUGUCUGAUGUGUUGCUGGCAUUUGACAGACCAAGUGGCAAGAAUUCAGGCCUUGACUCUUGGCAGGCGUUGCAGCCUCUGCCCAAAUAAACCUAGUCAAUGCACAUACCUCAUAUGCCUGCACACGCUGACAUGCAGAUGGCUACGGAAGAAAUGCUGUUCUGCUUAUAGUGGUUUCCUUCACCUCUGCUGGAGAUGCCAUUCAACUUAGACAUCCAUUGUUCUAAAUGCACAGGCCAACAGUCAGAACGUAUGCAAAGAGAAGGAGCUUUGUUCCCCCCUCCUCCAUGGGUAGGAGCAAGGGUGCUUUUUAUUUGCACUACUUUCUUUUGCAACUCUUUACAUGUGUGUUGAUAACUUUUAGUACCUGUGGACAUGCCAAGUAUGUAGCAGUAAGAAAUACAUGAGGCAAAAUAGUCGUUUGGCUCAUGCCUUUGGUUGCAGACUUGUUCACAGCUAGUUUAGCUUGCAGUGAAUCAAAAGAAGCAGACGUUUGUGAGCAAAGUAUAAACAGAAUCAUUCUUCCUGACUGUUAGCUUCUCAUCCCCAUACUCACCAGUUUGCUGACGGAUGGGAACAAUGUAUUGACAGAAGGGGAAAACAAAAGAGGAGAAACUAGUAGACCCUAGUUGUUUCUACUUCAGCAAAAGAUAAUACACGUCGGCAGGCACCUCUGUCCAGGCCGACAAGAAGUUAAGUUUUGAUACAUCAGCUGUGCACAUAAACAAGAAGGCUACGCUGUUGUUGAGAUAAGAUUUGUGGGGGUGAGGGUGGGUUUUUCAACCAUUUGUAAGUGCUACAUGGUAUGUGUCGAGCAGGUUGGUGUCAAAUUUUGGAAAGUACAAGAAAUAAUUCAUCGGCAAGGACAACUUGGAGGAAGAUAUAAAAGUGGUUAGGAAGCCGAACAUGAGAGAAGACAUGUUGUAAGCCUGAUUUGAAGGCCUGAGAAAAGAUCUGAUGUGGAUGUUGUGGGUGUGCUGAAGCAGGUGGAGAACUGCUAAGGCAGAUGACAGGAGCCCUGUGCUCAAAACCUGCUCUGGUGGCUCUUAGGCACUGCCUUAGUCUGCUUGGCUGAUGACUUUGUGUUCCUGGGCACAGUGGAAUAAUCUUGGUAUUCUUGUCAUAAUUUUGCCUCAAAUUGUGUUCAUUCUUUAUUGUGGAAUUUUUGAAGUUGAGUGUCGCGAGAUUAUUCAAAAAAAACAAACAAAAUGUCAUUCAUCAGUGUGUCUGUGAUAAGGGCUCACAAAAUCAUGCUCACAUUUGCUCCUGCUCUCCCCCUUUUUUUUAGGUUAUAUUUACUGACAGAAAUCCAGUGAAAAUCUGUCUCCCAGAUUCUUUCUUUCUCACUCUCCGCAUCAUAACAUGAAUACAUGCAUGUACACACACACACGCACACAUUUGGUCACUCGCUCUCGCGCCCACAUGCCCUUGGCAACGUGUUUGCGACUUUAAAAGCUUGACUGUGGAUCACACCUGUUGCAGUCUAACACUCACUUUCAGGCAUUUGGAAACAUAAUAAGUCCAGCAUAUCAUUUUACUAAUUCAUUCUUCUGGUCACUCAUCAUAUUCUCAAGCUAUCUGGUUGCUGCCUCAUGAAGCAUUUGGGUUGUUCAUUUCAUAGUUUAAUGAGCAAGAAAUUUGUGAAGUCACUUGUAGGCCAGUUUGUGGAAGUUGUGUUGAAAUAACUUUAUGUAUAUGAAAUUAUUAAUGAAAUUAUAUGCUAAAAAUUUUUAGAUACUCUCAAAUGUGUUAAAUGAAUACAUUACAACCUACCUUUUUGAUACCUUUAGAACUACUUGCUUUUCACUCACACCACCAUUUUUAGAAAGGUUAGUAUUUGUUCUUCGUGAUAUUUUUAAAGCAUUAUUCAUUUUUAAUUUUGGCUUCUGUGGUAUUUGAACUCAUAACUAGAGACAGAACAAAUAUAUGUUCAUACUUUUUUUUUGUGAAUUGAAUUUAGACUUUCACUAUGGAAUAUAAUCAUUGAGAUAUUUCUCUCACUCUUUUUUUUAAGAAUUUGAUCAAUCACCAUCAUGAAGCAUGCAAUACUGAUUUUUUUGGUUUUUGUUUUUGUUUACAUUUUAUGAGGGAAGUAGGUGGGAAGUAUUUUUAACAGCCUUUAUUGCAGAAAAAUAUAAGGAAAGGGGGUUUUGAAGGGUACUAGAGGACCCCCGGUUCCUUGAAAGUCUGUGCAGGCAUAAUGGCAUAAUUGUGUUUUGCAUCGCUGUUGGAAAGUCUCUGAGUUUGAUUACCUGAAGCAUGCCUUAUUGCUUGCCUCUUCAAAAGAACUUUUUGAGCAUGGCAUAUAGUCCUGUGCUGCUGUUGCAAGGCCCCUCUCCAGCUGAAGUUAUAAAAUUAACAAGUUCAGCUAUCAUUGCCAUCACGUCCUAUUAUUAGCAAGUAAUACAAUGGUUACCAUAGAAUUGUUAUCAGCAUUACAUUGUCAUGUUCAGGUACUGGAUGUUAUUGCUGUCAUCAUGAUUUACAAUCUCCUUUUUUUAAAAAAAAUUUUCACCAGCAGAUGGUUUUUUUUUUUUUUCGUUCAGUGCAGGAAACAGGUGCUGUUGAACCAUUAUUUUAUUCAAGUGUUAAUAUGUAUACAUAAAGGUAAAUACAUGAUUUAGAUACCUGAUACCUGGUCAGGCACUCAUCCCAGUUGUGAACAAACCCUAGAAUUAGUUUGGAGUUGACAGGGUGGUGUGCACAAGAUAGGUCCCACUCACAGCCUACAAAUGCAGAAGGCAUACAGAUGUGUGCUAAAAGCUCCAAGUAAGUGCUAAUAUCCUGUUUCUUGAGUGCAAAGAUUUAGUUUUUCUCCUUGCAGAAUAAUCCUAUCGCUGUAGUGAAGGACAUGCUUUUCAGCGGAAUAGUUUGUGAACAGUGACGCUAGCAGGAACUGCCUUAUGGCUGUGGUUCUUUGCAUAAGCGCUAGACUUUUAAAUUCACAGUUGAAUGUUGCUUUCAAAAGCUUCAGAUCGUGGCAUGUUGAAUUAGAUAUUGAGUUAUGCAUUCAAAAUGCCAAUAUGAUGGUGCAAUGAAACACCUGAAUUUGUAAUGAACAAAUGUGUUGGGCAUAAUGUGUUAGUGCUCCUUAAAUAGCUUUCGUCUUGAUGGACAAAACAUAACAAAAUGAUAAUGCUGCAUUUAUUUGACCAAAUAUCUGUUGAACAUGGACACCUUCCACCUUCUGACUAAACGUUAGCAAACUGACCUCCAUUCAGUGCUAGUUACAAAAUUAUUUUUAGCACUACAUCACCUUGACCAUUGUGUUACUGCUAACAUAGGUGUAAAUAAAUGUCUCAUCACUAAGAUCACAACUUUGUUUUCAUGGCAAUGAUUCACACACACACAAAAAACAGAUUUGUUCUUGUAGAAAGGAGAAAUAUGUGUCGGAGUGUAGUCAGGUUAUUGGUGGACAUUUGUGUUACAUUUCAUUUUAGACGAGCACCAUCUGCUUGGUUUGUUUUGACAUCUCUUUAGUUAAAUAAGAUAUUUAUCCCAAAGAGCAUUUUGUGUGUGCUGGCACGCACUCUCAUACACACUCGUGGAUAAAGUGUUUUUUUUAGGUAUGCAUAGACAAACAAGAAGGAAAGAGGACUAUAAUGGUGUGAAGCCAAUCAGAAGCUUGACUAGGCAUCUAGGUAAGAUGUUGCACAGGACACUAGUGAUAUCAUAUAUAACAUAGGUGUGAUGGUGGUUGGGAGAGCAAUGAUACAAGAGAAAGAAGAGGCAGGUUUUAAGGGUUUUCAAAUACUGUUGUGCAAAGAUAGUGUUGCUAUCGUCUGUGAAGUUGCUGCUUUGAGGGUGUGUAAUUGUGGUGGGAUGUUGAAUGUUUGUCUAGUCACUAUACAUGCAGAGCAUGGUAGCAGAUAUUGACUGUGUGUGCAAGUCAUGCUCAGAAUGAGCCACUUAUUGACAGCAGUGUGUGUUUGAUAUUUGAGAGUAGCUGUGGGCAUUAUCAUACUUAUGUACAGGGCAACAAGUUUUUUUUUGGAAGUUCUGCACUGUGUACUUUUUGCAGAACACAAUCUGCAUUUUUCUUUUGAAAACUGACCUAAAAUUCAUUUUUGUGCCUUUGUGUGGUCCAUUUUGAGUUGUGUAGUGUUUCAUUUCACUCAAGGUGUAUCUCAUAGAAGUAUCAAAGAUAGGUAACUCUAGCCCUUGAUUAUGAACCUCUGCCCUUGAAGAUAUAUUAAUGUGCAACAGAGACAAGUUGCAGUGUUUUUGUGAUUUCCUUGGUCAAGACUAUCUUAAUAAUAAAAUUUUUAUUGGGUGAAUGCAAGUGUAAUAACAUAGAUGUGGAGGAAUAAACUGAAGGAGGGCGCAUCAAAUACAGGUUCUUAGAGAUCUGCAUUAGCUAUAAAAACUUGGCAUUAAAUUAUCCCUCAUAUACUGUAUUUAUCUCUUUGAAGAACUUGAGAACCGCUGUUAUCAUCUUGAGCCACCUUUGUUAGAGAGAGGACAGAGUCAUUUGAGGAGUGAGCACUUUUUACUCAGUCCUCCUUCCUGAUGUUUCAACCGGUCUUUUCUUUCCCAUGAAAUACCAAAAGCUUUGACUCACUAUCCUCAGACUUACUGUUAUUUAUCUCUUGUUUCAACUGGGCCUACCUACUUAAAUUCUGAUAAUUAUGUGAGAAUUUUUUCGGUUUGAUAAUAAUGAGGGAAGGCAGACCAAAGCUUGUUCUUAUAGACUGCACCACGGAUUAACAUACAGCCUGUACAUUCUUUCUUUUUGAAGGAUUUAGUCAUGGCUUGAAGAAAGCCUUGAAAAGCAUUAUUAGUAAAUCAAAGGCCUGCCAUGAAGUGGAGAGUUGGUGCUGGAAAAAAGUCAAUCUUCCUUUUCUGGUUUCUUUUUUUAAUGAGCCGGUCAGCACACCUGGCAGGUAGUAAUCUGGCUCUCAUUGUAUGUCCGUGCUUUGUUUGGUCUUUAGAUAUCACUCUUCAUGUGCACAGUGGUGGUUCCAUUUGUACCAUGUUCAUGUUUCAUAUCAUCAAAUGCAAUUCAAAUGUAUCAAGUAUUUGUGCUGGUCAUGAAUGUUUUUUGUAGAAGUAUGUGUGGAGAAAUGUGUUAGCACACCUGGGUGUUAAUCUACCCAAGUGCAGAUGUCCCAUGCCAUAUCUGCAGAAAGAAGGUAGAAAAAAGUCUUGUUGACAGCUGAUGUACAUAUCGUGUUUGAGAACGCUUAUGACAGUCAAGCCAUGCAUUCUGACAGGCGAUUUGAUGAGGGCAAAAGUAUUAUAUGUGUACCCCUGCUGGUGGUCGAAUGUAAUUCAUUUGUGUGAAACAGAUUUUGUGUGUGAUUCAAUUGUAUAUAUGUAAUGUUUUAUAUGAGGGGUAUCGCACUGUUGUGUUGCAGCAAACUAAUGGUUAUAGCAAUGAUGAGCUUUUACAUCAUGUGCAUACCGAUGCAGGUUUUUGUUUUGUGGGUGGGUAUGUGAGUGGGUGAGAGCCUUAAGAACACUUUGAUCCUCUGCUCAUUGAAUGAUUGCUUUGCUGUGCUGUACUGGAGAGUAGUCCAACAUUGGCUUUGCCUUUCUUCUUUCUCUUCUAGAUGUCCGUUUAUAAUUGCUGGCUUAUUAUCAAUAGAACCCUCUUAAGUUCGCUGUAAAAUACAAGUGCAGUCCGGACUGGCCUAAUAAUUUACAGGCCACCAAUUUGUUUUCAAACGCAGUCACUUUUUCUCUGAUAAAACAUGACAAGAUUAUGGAAAAUUGCAGAGUGCAAUAACCUGUUUGUCAUAAGAGCAGUAAUAGUAUUGUCUCCAUUAGAUGGGGCAUGUUGGCAUCUUUAUUGAAGUUGUAUUUGUGCAAACAAUUUGUAAGCAGACAAGAUGGCUACUGAAUAGCAUGGUUCCGAGGAUCUGCAACCCUUGCUAUCAGCCUUUUCUCAACAAUGCCUUGGCAUUGAUGCAUCUGGGCAUUCUUUUUUUUUUUUCCUUCCUAGGCGACCUUAUUGAGGGAAAAAGUCAUCAUCCUGUUCAUCUAUUGUUGACAGCACAGCUCAUUAUAAAACUCUUGGUAGCUGUGUAGAGCAUCGGAGAAGAUGCAAGUCGUUUUUCUGCUACAAUGUUUGAUGCAUACCUGCCAGUCAAUGUUGAGACAGAUGUGUGUUGAGAGGACAGGGUCAGAAGUGUUAUAAUCAAACAUUGCUAGUUUCUUAGGAUGGGGAGGAAAAGAUUUCACCCUUUUUUGUGAAAUUGUCUAUGAUUGCCCACAUUGGAAUGGGUUUUAUUUACUGCAGAAGUGCAAGAGGUUGGGAAAGCCAUUAUGUAUCAUUAAAAACAGCAUGCUCAUGCA